GUUUAUGUUUCAGAUCUUCAAUUAUUGAGGAAGUGGAAAUAAAAGCGAGUAGUGAGCAGAACUUGCUGAACACAUAGAGAGACAACCACAGAGACCCACACAUCAGAUUUACUCAGUCGCUCUGUACGAUCUGUAAGCGUGUUGUCAUGGUGAAGAUGUGGCUGAUUGGACUUGUGCUGAUGAAUAUAAUGAACACACAUGCGGAAUAUUCUGCACUGCAAGCAGUUCUGUCACAAAAGGGACUGGAGAAAGUUGCUCACUGGUCGACUGACUGGCUGCAGAAUGAGCUCAGCAGUAUUGAGCUCCCAGAAGUCAGAGGAGGGGUGAAUAUUGGAAUUGGCACAGUGCAUUAUGUUCUGCAUGACAUGUCCAUUCAGCGCUGUGAUUUGCCGGAGCCAUCAGUUGCUUUUUCAGAAGGAACUGGAGUAUCUCUGCAAGUGAGUGGACUCUCCAUUGCCAUCAGUGGACACUGGAACACAAAAUUUGGAGUCAUACAUGACAGCGGGUGGUUUGAAAUCGCUGUGUAUACAGUCAACCUCAACACAGUGUUGCAGUUGGGGAGUGAUGAAGAACGGCUCUCUAUUUCCACCAUCAUGUGUUCUGCUGAUGUGGGAAGUGUGCAAGUAAAUUUCCAUGGAGGUGCCAGUUUUAUCUUCCAACCAUUUGUAGAUAUUUUCAGUGGGCAAAUCGCAAACGAGAUCCGUGUACAGAUUUGUCCAGCGUUCAAGAAAGGAAUUGAUGUUCUGGAGAGACACCUAGCAGCAGUGCCGGCUGCCCUGAAGGUGGAUCCAUAUGUAUUCAUGAACAUUUCUCUGACAGACUCACCGCUGGUGGAAGACAGUGGGCUUGGAUUGAAUGUCACGGGUGAGUUUUACAGCAUCAGCUCCCCGUCAGAGCCGCCGUUUUCUCCUGACUAUUUUGACCUGACAUGGCAAGAGAACUUCAUGAUGUCACUGGGUGCAUCUGAGUUCUGCGUGAACUCGGCAGCUUAUGCCUAUCACACUGCUGGAGCUCUGCAAAUACGCAUCACUGAAGACAUGAUCCCCAAGGCCUCUCCCUUCCACCUGAACACAAGCGCCUUUGGAUCACUGAUUCCCCAGCUUCCAAAGCAGUAUCCAGACAUGCCCAUGGAGCUGCAGCUGUAUACCAGUGAGACUCCGCUGAUUUCUUUUAGUAAAACAGUGACAAGUGUCCGGUUGUUGGCCUCAGUCAAAGCCUUUGCCGUAAAGCCUGACUCCGGCACAGUACCUCUCUUCAGACUCGACAUAGAAAGCUCUUUCAGUGCCAAAGCUUACAUCGAAAAGGUGCUGGUGAAGGGAGCUCUGGAAAUGAAAAAUCUUACUGUGACUCUUGGAGCAACUGAGAUUGGACAAUUCUCAAUCACUCCGAUUGAGCGAGCACUGACGUUAGGGAUGAAAGCGUUCGUUCUUCCGAAGGUGAAUGCCCAGCUAAGUGAAGGCAUUCAGCUGCCCUUUGUGAAGGGCUUCGGCCUCAAGAACGCAGUGAUGGCCAUCGAAGAUGGUUUUGUUGCAGUUGCUGCAGAUAUUAGUGGCCCCGAUGACAACACCCAAUGAUCUGAGUUAUGAACUAUUAUCUCAUACCCAGUACCAUCAAGUAUUCCAGUAACACUUUAUUUUGAGUGGAUAUUUGUCAGUAUUUACUCUCCUAGCAGAGUAUCAGUAUCACAUUAACCCAAAACCUUAUCCUAAUCUAAAACUCAACCCAAAACCUAAUUCUGACCUUAACCUCAAUCGAAAAACCUAAUUCUAACCUCAUCCAGGCCCUAAUUUCACCUUAAUCUCAAUUUAAAACCUAAUCCUAACCCUAUUUUUGGCCCUAAUCCUAAUUUUAACCUUAAUACAAACUUAAUCACAACCUAAUUUUUGGCCCUAAUCCUAAUUUUAACCUUAAUCCAAACUUAAUCCUAACCUAAUUUUUGGCCCUAAUCCUAAUUUUAACCUUAAUCCAAACUUAAUCCUAACCUUACCCUCAACCCAAAUAUUGGUCAUAUUUUAACCUCAAUCCAAAACCAAAUCCUAAUUUUAAGGUCAAAGCAAAACCUAAUCCUAACCUUAAAGUCAAAAUAAAACAUAAUCCUAACCUUAACCCCAAUCCAAAACCUAAUCCUAACCUCACUUUUACCCUCGUCCUAAAUUUAGCCUCAAUCCAAAACCUAGUCUUAAAAUUGUCUUAAAACCAAGACAUAAUCCUAAUCUUUAGUCCCCCCUCUUAAUCUCAGCACAGCACAGUUGAGAUCCAGUUCCAGUAAGAGUGUGUGCUGAGGAUGGUGAGAUGGUGUGUUUUAGACCAGAUACCUAAUCAAAGAUUUCUCAGGCCAAAUGGAUCCAGAUAUAAAUUUAUACAAUCAAAAUGAAAAAUAACUGAAUGUUGUUACAGAGAGUCUGAUUAUUGUUCAUUUUAUUAAUAAGCACCACUCAAAAUAAAGUGUUAACUCCUUUUUUGUCAUAAUGAAAAAUGAUAUUUCAUCACAAUUUCUUCAUAGAUGCUUUAUGUUUUACUUUUGCACUAAACAGGGACGUUUACUGUUGCACUGAUCAGUGAAGAUAUAAAGUUAAAGCUCUGCUGUUGCUGUAUUUUUAUUCCUUAAUUGUUUAGAUUUUUUUAAGCUUCUGAUAAUGAAACCUAUGUUUUAAUAGAACUGGCUAAAGUGCAAUAAAGAUCACAAUGUGAAUAAAUCAAUCUGCACUUUU
Messenger RNA from Astyanax mexicanus (Mexican tetra), 2711 nucleotides. It is a transcript of the gene bpifcl, whose product is annotated as BPI fold containing family C, like. The record is from RefSeq and is a predicted model, not a curated record. Bases 147 to 1574 code for a protein of 475 amino acids. Gene Ontology annotation, molecular function: lipid binding. NCBI's taxonomy places the organism in Eukaryota, Metazoa, Chordata, Actinopteri, Characiformes, Acestrorhamphidae. The transcript has 16 exons.